GUGUCUGGACGUCGAUGUGAACAGUCGCUGUGAUGAACUGUCUGCGUAGCUGGUGGUCGAGGCUCCGUCGCCGCUCUUCGGAUCGGUCCGACCCGGCCACGCCCGAGAACCAGACCGAGAGUAACGAACCCAAAAAACGUGAGAAGAAGUGGAGCAUGAAGAAACUGAAGAGGAUCUUCAGAAAGAAGCGUAAGGAAGAGGGUGAAGGGAAGCUUCAGGAGGAGGUUAAAGAGGGAGAAGAUCCUCAGAGGUCAGGUGAUAACGGUGAUGUUGUGGAGCCGCUGGUGGUUCCUGAGGAAAGCAGCUGGAAGAACAGUGAUGCUGGUGGACUGGAGAUCUCUGACCAUGUUGGAGACGAUAAGAAGAUGAUUAGCCAGCAUCAGGGAGAAGCUGUUAAAGUGAUGACGUGCUCUGAAGCUGAGUACAAGGACAAUGAAGAUCUAAUGGAGUUUAUGAACCGUACAUCUGACAGCAUCUCCUGGUGUGAUGGAGAGAACCAGAUGCUGCAUGAGAUGAACGAAGCUGGGGCUGAAGCACUGAACGAGCUGAUGAAGCUCCAUCUAGGGAGGAAUGAGAAAGAUGAAGCCAGAGCACUUGAAGAGCAGAUGAAGGCUGACAUGGAUGGGCCCGAGGACAAGAUUGUGGAGCUUUUGGAGCUGAGAGAGAGUGAAGCUGAGACUGAAGCUGAGACUGAAGCGCUCGCUGAGCUCACAAACACCAACAUGAGCAAGAACGUGGAAGAUUCUCAAGCUGAGCCUGAAGCUCUUGAAGAGCAGAUGAAGGCUGACGUGGAUGGGAUUGAGGAAAACAUUGUGGAGCUUCUGGAGCUGAGAGAAAGUGAAGCUGAGACUGAAGCUGAGACUGAAGCGCUCGCUGAGCUCACAAACACCAACAUGAGCAAGAACGUGGAAGAUUCUCAAGCUGAGCCUGAAGCUCUUGAAGAGCAGAUGAAGGCUGACGUGGAUGGGAUUGAGGAAAACAUUGUGGAGCUUCUGGAGCUGAGAGAAAGUGAAGCUGAGACUGAAGCACUCGCUGAACUCACGAACACCAACGUGAGCGAGAACGUGAAAGAUCCUCAAGUUGAGCCUGAAGAACUUGAAGAUCUGAUCCAUACAGACAUGGACAAGCAAGAGAAAAGCACUGAGGAUCUUCAGACCUUCAAUAACAUUGAGUUUGAAGGCCGCACUCAGACUCAGUUCACGCAGACCCUGAUGGAGCGUGAAAUAUCUGCAAACCAGAUGCUGGAGGUGAUGGAGGGACAACCCGAGUCCAAAGCUGGUGCAGAUUUCACCUACGUCCUCCAGAAUGAGAGUGAGAAUGCUGACGAGCGAGUUCAGGGUGAGAAAAACGAUCCCGGUAACAACACUGUGGAUCCAACCAAGAAGAAGAAGAAGAUCAGGAGAGGAACUCGUGGACGAGGACGUAAAAUCAACUAUAAAAAGGAGAAGAAACAAGGAUCUGAAAUCACGACCAUGGUGGAAGCUGAAGCUGAAGCCACUGUGGAGAUCAUGAACAUCCGCUCGGAUGAGACGGACUCACACGAUGAACCGCUGGCAGGAAACCAGGUGAUGAAAGAGAAGGAUGGUGAGGAGGAGACUGAAACCAUCACACAGGUCACCAAGUGUCAGCUGGAAGAGUUGAUGCUGAGGUCUGAAGGUCAACCUCUGGAUGUUAAAGUUGAAGAAUCGAUGGUAAAGGUGGAGGACGAUGAGACGGAUUGUGAAGCACUUGAGGGUCACGAUGGAAUCGAGGUGAUAAACAAUCAACCUCUGGAAGAAAAAGAAAUGCUGAAUAUGUUGGACCUGGAGGUAGAAGUGGCUGAAAUACCUAAAAACGUCCACCUGCAUGAAACUGAAGCAAACAUCAACCAACCUCCAGCAGGUAACGAGGUCCUGAAUGUGAUGGAUGCUCAAGCCAGAGCUGAACUUACAAACCAGCAGGUGGAAAAGAAAAGAUUGGAGAUGAUGAUCAAGCAGCUUCUGAAAAUAGAAGUAGAGACGAGAGAUGAAGCUCCGGUGGAAGCUGCUGAGAAGCAGAAGCUCAGAUGCUUUGAAGCUCCUAGAAUGAUGAACCUCGUACCUCCAGCAGGUAACGAGGUCCUGAAUGUGAUGGACGCUCAAGCCAGAGCUGAACAUUCAAACCAGCAGGUGGAAAAUAAAAGACUGGAGAUGAAGAUCAAGCAGCUUCUGAAAAUAGAAGUAGAGACGAGAGCUGAAGCUCCGGUGGAAGCUGCUGAAGAGCAGAAGUUUGGAUGCUCUAAAGCUUUGAGAAUGAUGAACCUCGUACCUCAGCCAAUGCAGAGGAAAAAGAUCAGGAGAGGAACUCGUGGACAAGGACGUAAAAUCAACUAUAAGAAGGAGAACAAACAAGAGAUGCGCGCUGGUGGUCCAGAAGAUCAGACCAAAACCAGUGAAGCUACAUGUUGGAGAGCUGGACACGCUGGAACGGAGCUCCUGAGGAACAGCAGGACAGGAGUAAAAUACCACACUGGACUGGAAGAAAUAAAGAGCUGGUGAAGGACAGUGGGAGAUGAGAUUAUUCUGAAGAACAUCUGUCCAGAACUCUAAUAAAAACCUUCAAUAAAA
Messenger RNA from Trichomycterus rosablanca, 2585 nucleotides. RefSeq lists its product as uncharacterized. The transcript has 12 exons. Bases 33 to 2516 code for a protein of 827 amino acids. Lineage: Eukaryota; Metazoa; Chordata; Actinopteri; Siluriformes; Trichomycteridae. The record is from RefSeq and is a predicted model, not a curated record.